This is a messenger RNA of Nicotiana attenuata, 1723 nucleotides long. RefSeq names its product probable amino acid permease 7. NCBI's taxonomy places the organism in Eukaryota, Viridiplantae, Streptophyta, Magnoliopsida, Solanales, Solanaceae. The transcript has 7 exons. The coding region runs from base 327 to 1565 and encodes 412 amino acids. The record is from RefSeq and is a predicted model, not a curated record. Gene Ontology annotation, cellular component: plasma membrane.
UUAUUGGUCUUUCUACCACAACUACAAGGUCAACUUUUAGCAGCUAUCUUUUCUUGUCAUAUACUUCACUUUUUUCUUCUCUUCUUCAACCCCAUUUAUCCCCACUUUACCAUUUAGGCUUCAGUUUUUAAAAAAAAAAUUGAGUCUUGAUUGUAACAACUUGGGUUCAUAGCCAAACAUCGUCAAGAAUCUUGCUUUAACUUGUCCUCUGCAUUUAGUGCUGUCUUAUUGAAGGAGAUUUUGACUUAAAAGGAAAUGAAUGGACAGCUUUGGCACAUAUAGUAACAGCAGUAAUAGGUUCUGGGGUUCUAUCAUUAGCAUGGAGUAUGGCACAGCUAGGUUGGAUUGCAGGUCCAUUGACCAUGCUCUCUUUUGCUUGUGUCACUCUUACUUCUGCAUUUCUUCUCUGCAACUGCUAUCUAUCUCCUGAUUCAGAUACUGGCCCUGAUAAUAGAAAUGCAUCUUACCUUGAUGCUGUUCUCAAUAUUUUAGGAGAAAGAAAUGUGUGGUUUUGUGGAAUCAUUGUUCGUAUAAACUUCAUAAAGGUUGCAAUAGUUUAUACAAUUACGUCCGCUAUCAGCAUUCGAGCAAUCCAGAAAUCAAACUGCUAUCAUGAUCAAGGGCAUGACGCUACCUGUCAAUAUGGAAGUACUAUAUAUAUGGUUAUAUUUGGACUAAUCCAAGUUAUAGUGUCUCAAAUUCCUGAUUUUCAGAAUAUGAAGUGGCUCUCCGUAGUUGCUGCAGUCAUGUCAUUCACAUAUUCAAUUAUCGGAUCAGCACUUGGCUUAGCCAAAGUAAUAGAAAAUGGAGAAAUCAAAGGUAGCAUUACAGGACUGCCAAGUUCUACUGCUGCUGAGAAACUAUGGUUGGUAGCUCAAGCACUUGGUGACAUUGCCUUUGCCUUUCCAUUCUCUCUUAUAUUUCUGGAGAUACAGGACACAUUAAAGGCGCCUCCUCCAGAAAAGAUCACUAUGAAGAAGGUAUCAAUAAUGGCAGUCUGUAUUACGACGUUUUUCAACCUUUGCUGUGGGGGAUUUGGUUAUGCAGCCUUUGGUAAUUCCACACCGGGAAACCUCUUGACAGGAUUCGGUUUCUAUGAACCAUAUUGGCUAGUAGAUUUUGCUAAUGCAUGUGUUGUUCUUCAUCUUGUUGGAGGAUAUCAGAUUUUCAGCCAGCCACUAUUUGCAGAUAUUGAGAGAUGGUUUGCCAGGAAAUUCCCAGAGAGCAAGUUUAUUCACAAGAAUCACACCCUGAAGCCAUUACUAAUGCUGCCACUUAAAUUGAACUUCAUGAGAUUAGCCUUCCGAACAGCAUAUGUUGCAUUAAUCACAGGGAUUGCAGUAUUAUUCCCUUACUUUAAUCAGGUUGUGGGGGUGUCUGGAGCAAUAACUUUUUGGCCUGUUGUCGUUUAUUUCCCUGUAGAGAUGUACUUAACCCAGAAAAAAACUGAAAGUUGGAAACCCAAAGCUAUAGUGCUCCGUGUGUAUACAAUGGUUUGCCUGAUAGUGAUAUUGUAUGCUUUUGUAGGGUCUAUCAGAGGAGUCAUAGUUGCUAGGUUCAGUUAAAAUAUAUUUGCUCACAUCCCUUCUCAACAGGCUUUAGAUCAGUCAGAAGAAAUGUACAUGAAUUCUUAGUAGUGUGGAAAUGUUGAUUAUGUAAACAAUGGUUUACUCUGUCUCUGUCAGUAACAAAAUAUAUAAUGAAAUGAAUUUUCGAGAGUCCA